This is a messenger RNA of Meloidogyne enterolobii, 1570 nucleotides long. The record is from the annotation of a GenBank genome assembly. NCBI's taxonomy places the organism in Eukaryota, Metazoa, Nematoda, Chromadorea, Rhabditida, Meloidogynidae.
AUGAAAAUAUUGAGGAGAAAGAAAGUAACGAAAACUAAGAGACUCAGACUGGGGGGAAGGCGAGAUAUCCAAAAAGUACCGAUUUGUCUGAAAAAAUUUUCCGUCUUUCUAGCUUUGGAGAAAAGAAUUGCCCUCAUUGUUAUUGAAGUUUCUUCUUACAAUGACGAUCAAAAGGAAACUCCAUAUCCUUAUUCCCCCUCUUCAUUUACUCAUUUUUCUCCUUCCACAAAUUCAUCCUCUUCAACCCCAACAUUAACCGUUAUAAACGAGACAAACAAAGCAAUAUUACCCAAACCUAUUGCUCAAGAAUUGAUUUGCCCAAAAGAUCAAAAACUACAAAAAGGUUGUUAUGUUAUACUUGAUGGGCCUGAUGCUUCGGGAAGUGGAUUCUCUCGUUUUCUUGUUAUGGAACCAAUGGGGCAAAUUGUUAUUGCUGAAGCGCCUUUAGAUUUUCCUCUACAUGGCAAUUUUACCAGAGAAAAUUCUCGUCAAUGGCCUUUACUUUCCAAAAAACCUCCCCCAAUAGAUUAUCAAAGAGCUUUAGUUGUUCAACCAUUUAUAACCCAAACUUUUGUGCCUUCAUUAAUGCCUUCAAAAAUAAUUGAUGGAGAAACGCGUCGAAUUCUUUGUUUGGGAUUGCACGGAUCUAUUGUUAACAAUUUCUUCGCAAAUCUUUCAACAAAAUAUGAUGUGACAACAAUAGACUCAGAACCAGCAUUACGCUAUAUUUCUGAAAAAUGGUUUGGAUUUUCUGAAACCGAGCAGAAUCGAAUUUUUAUUGAAAAUCCAGCAUUUUAUGUUGUUGCUAGAGCUGAAUUGAUUGAAAAUCCAAAAACUGUGGCUGUCCCUAAAAAGAUUGAUUUUAUUGUGGUAGAUGUUUGUUAUGGAUUGGGAGCUGCAGAGAAUCAACAUGUUCAGUGCCCUGUUAAGGAAUUUGAAGAAGAAAAAGUUGUUCGUGCUUUGGCUAAAAAUUUGGCGCCUUACGGCACAAUUGUAAUGCAUUUCUUUUCACUUACGAGUAAAAAGGAGAUACCAGAGCAACACCAAUUAGCUAAUCACGAACACCAAAUUUUGCAACUUUUUAAAAAAUAUUUUGGAAAUUGUUAUUUUGUUAGUGUUGGCCCUCAUUUGUUGUUGACUUGUACUCGUCGUGCACAAAUUACUCGUGCUAAUUAUAUAACAACUUUCCGAAAAUUACCAAAAGAAUUGCAAAUUUAUGCGGAAAAUCAGGAACCGAAAUUUUUUCUUGAUUUGGAAGCACUAUAGAAAGUGAUUGAUUGGGACGAGUAAAUGUUUUUUUGAUUAAGAUUUUUUUUGGAAAAGGUUUUUUUCUCUAAUGCUUUUAUUUAAUUUUAUAUACAAUGUAUAUUUAAUUAUUUAAAUUAUUUUUCAAAAAAUUUUACGAAAAUUUUUAAAAGACAAUUAGGGAUGUUUUGGGUUAUACUCGAAUCCCGGACUUUUUUUUUCUUUUUUAAUCCGAAGAAAUUUUUGAAAACCCUGACCCGAACAUUUUGAGCAACCCGAGACAUCCCUGAUCCUUUCCUAAACUCAUUGGUAUAAAAAAUUAGUU